Aspergillus saccharolyticus JOP 1030-1 is the source of this 1810-nucleotide messenger RNA. Its product is annotated as putative carboxylesterase. The transcript has 5 exons. The record is from RefSeq and is a predicted model, not a curated record. Bases 43 to 1647 code for a protein of 534 amino acids. NCBI's taxonomy places the organism in Eukaryota, Fungi, Ascomycota, Eurotiomycetes, Eurotiales, Aspergillaceae.
AUUUCCUUUGCCUCUCAAUACACAACACCUCGUCCUCCCAACAUGACAAUCCUCCUAACGCAAAACCUGGGCAAGAUCCGAGGCAGAGAUGGCAGCAACGUGACUCAAUUCCUGGGCAUCAAAUACGCCACUCUGAAGGACAGACUCGCGGACGCCCAGCUGAUCGAAAUCCGCGAAGGGGAUGUGCUCGAUGCGACCACCGACGGCCCGACUGCACUCUCGCCGCCAUUCGGCUGCGAUUUAGAGCAAAGCAUCAUCCAGCAUACAUUGCCCAAGAAACCCCCUCCCUCAUCAGAUACCGACUGUUUGAAUUUGAACAUCGCCGUUCCAAAUGACACCACAACAGACUCUCGUCUGCCGGUGUUUGUGUUCAUCCACGGUGGUGGGCUUUUCAUUGGUGCCAAUUCCUGGCCGCAGUUCGAUCUCGAGCGGUUGGUGGAGUUGUCUGCAGCGAAAGGGUUGCCUAUUGUUGCUGUGGCUAUUAAUUAUCGACUCGGUGUGUUUGGGUUUACGACCUCGAAAGAACUGCGGGAUGCAGGGUACAAGGCGAACAACGGGUUGAGGGACCAGAGGGUGGCGCUGGAGUGGGUAAGAAGACAUAUUGGUGACUUUGGAGGUGAUCCCGAUAAUAUCACUCUUGCGGGGAUGAGCGCGGGCGCUGCGUCGGUUGCGUGUCAUCUCGAGGCGGAAACGCCGCUUUUCAGAAGAGCUAUCAUGAUGAGUGGGAAUCGUUUCUUCUCGCCUAGUCUGGCUUACGAGGCCCAUGAGGAAAGAUACGAGCAGAUAAUGGCAGCGUUGGGAUUGACGGAUGCUUCCCUGGAACAGAGACUUAGUGUCUUGUUGAAUACGCCUGGUGAAGAGUUGGUCGCGAAGGUUCCUCCUUCCAUUGCUCCGGCUUUCGCUCUGGAUGGAGACCUGGUUCCAACGGCGAUAACCUACGCACAGCUGGGGGAUAGAACUAAUCGAGUGCCUAGAGGCAAGGAUUGGUGCCGCGAUAUAAUGGUUGGAGAUGCACAGAUUGAUGCCAACAUCAUCCACGUCCUUAAGUCUCAUCUUAAACAAGCGUGUGCUGAGCGCUUCCUUCACGCGCUCGCAACCGUGCUUGCGGCGCAGCCAGAAGUCGCUGGCCAGAUCGCGGCCGACUACGGCAUACGCACGGACUCGGAUGACGAUGAAGCCUUCCUUGCCAUUCUGGAGUUCUUGAAUGACGUUUGGAUGUUCGCGCCAACGUUGGUGGCAGCGCAGGGCUGGAAAGGACGAGCAUUCGUCUACUACUUCAAUGAAGGCAACCCAUGGAACGGCGCAUGGAAGGGUCGAGCAGGGCACAUCCUAGAUCUUGCCUAUCUUUUUCAGAACUUUCGCGAGUUCAUGUCACCCGCACAGCAGAAAGUAGGUCGUGCGAUCGCAGAAGACUUCUCCAAGUUCUGCCAUGGUAUCAAGCCGUGGCCUGCAGUUGCCGACGGAGAUCUCGAGGCCGGAUUCACUGCUCGAGUAUACGGCCCCAGCUCUGCGGAGCCUCCGUGUCAAAAAAUCAGCCGACCUUUCGGUGGAAAGAGUCAACGCAGGUCCACGAUCUUCGAUCUCCCUGCCACGGUGUCUCUUGACGAUCUGUCGAGAGUUGCUACCAUGUUCAUGACUGUGUCAUGACUGUGCAAUAGAUGACACCCGGCCUUCUGUACAUAGCCUGCAACGAUCAGAUACUAUAUAAUGUGAAUCACUAGUUCUAUCGCUACCGCUACAAUGCAAACGAUGCCCCAACUCCAAUUCCACGAGGUAUAAUACUGGUAGCCAACCUCAGCCCGACUGAAAG